CUCCCCAAAUAUACACAUCCUUCGUUCACCUUUUAUCUAACUCGAGUGUUAAUCCUAAACAUAUAACCUCUUUAGCCUUUGCCGCUCAGCCGCUUUGUUUCGCUCAGGAUCAUAAUGGACCGGUACCAGAAGGUGGAGAAGCCAAAAGCUGAAACACCUAUAAACGAGAAUGAACUCAGGAUUACAGCUCAAGGGAGAAUGAGGAAUUAUAUUUCUUACGCUAUCACUCUGUUUCAGGAGAAAGGUGCCAAUGAGAUUAUACUUAAAGCCACUGGCAGAGCUAUCAACAAGACUGUCAUGAUUGCUGAAUUAAUUAAGAGGAGGAUUGCCGGUCUUCAUCAGAACACAUUGAUCGGAUCGAUAGAUAUAACAGACACAUGGGAACCGCUUGAAGAAGGCCUUCUUCCCAUAGAAACCACUCGCCAUGUUUCGAUAAUCAUUAUUACUUUGUCUAAGAAAGAGCUGGAUUCAUCUUCAAUAGGAUAUCAGCCUCCAAUUCCAGCUGAUCAAGUGAAGCCAUCAACCGAGUUCGAUGACAACGAAGGAGGCGAUGUCAAUGGUGUCAUGGUGGAUAACAGGAAUGGAGGAUAUGAUGGUGGGCAAGGUUAUGGGAGAAGAGGUCGAGGUCGUGGUAGGGGACGUAGUUUCCGAGGGCGUGGGAGAGGGUAUGGUGGUGGAAAUAUGCAACGGGACUCGGGAUUUUACAAUGGUAAUGCCCCAUCAGGACCACUGCCUGCCGAGGGUCAUGGUCGUGGACGAGGGAGGGGAAGGGGACGUGGGCGCGGUCGAGCUCGGGAUUUCGUUUCCGAUGGCCAUUUCCAGAAAGGUGCUUGAGCAACAAGCACCAACCUAGAUUCUUCUGUAGAACUAUGGCAUUAGAUUGAAACAAAACAAGUGGAUGGCUGCUGCUCUAUUCCUCGCCAGUCUUUGUUUAAGAAAAAGAAC
This is a messenger RNA of Hibiscus syriacus, 945 nucleotides long. Its product is annotated as ribonuclease P protein subunit p25-like protein. The coding region runs from base 115 to 834 and encodes 239 amino acids. The record is from RefSeq and is a predicted model, not a curated record. The transcript has 8 exons. Lineage: Eukaryota; Viridiplantae; Streptophyta; Magnoliopsida; Malvales; Malvaceae. Gene Ontology annotation, molecular function: RNA binding.